CGUAGCGAGACGAGCCUUUCUGGGGAACUAAGAUUACUGAUGAGCAAGAACUGCAACCGCGCGGAUUCCUCACUUUGAAGAGGCAUCGGACCGUUGUUGCCGGCAAUGCUUGCCACAACUGGUUGAUACCGGUACGCAUAAUUGGAACCCACCACCCAACCCUGAAGCGGUUCGCCACGAAGGCUUGCUGUUUGAUUUUUGUGAAGCAUCGUAAAAGAUUCUCGCCUGAACCGCGCUGGCUAUUCUUUUCAAGGGUUUGCAGCGAGCCCGGCUGCAAGAUGAAGAAGGUCUUCUCAGGUAACUCCCGAGUGGUGAGUGUUGCUGGAAUAAUUUGCAGCAUACGGACACCCAUGUGAACAGCAGUCGCACUGCUGCAGAUAGUGACAUCACGACCGAGCACACUGCACUGGCAGUAUGUGAAAAAAUCAUCCACAGAUCUUUUGACCGCCCUUCUUAAGAACAAUUGACACACACAAGUAUGGAUCCCUGGAUCUUCACUGUACUUGCAGUUCUACUUGUGACCACUGUCCAUUGUCUGAAUGAGACAGAAGAAAUCUUCUUGGAAGAAGAUGCGUCUGGAUCUGGUUCGGGAGUUGAGCCCAGGAGCCCAGACAUCGGCAGCGAGCUCCGACACUUUCUAGUCGGGAACUACGACAGCAGUGUCCGGUCGGUCCGCAAUGCAAGGCAGGCUACGGAAGUCAAGGUGGACGUGGCACUAAGGCAGGUCCUACGAUUGUCGGAGCGGGACCAAAUACUAACAACAGUGCUUUGGGUUAGACUGCUGUGGACAGACGAGUUUCUGAGGUGGUACCCAGAAGAACAUGGCGGCCAAAGUGUCAUCAGGAUCCCGUGUAAAGACAUCUGGCUUCCCGAUAUCUACUUAUACAACAACGCUGAUGAGAUUAGUACCGGGAAGCUUGGUCACCUGACAGACGUGAUUGUCCAAUCAAACGGGCUGGUGGAGUGGCCUCAGCCCCUGACGGCCAAGACGUCGUGUGACAUCAACACCAGAUUCUUCCCCUUCGAUCAUCAGCAGUGCGAGCUCCUGCUGGGUUCCUGGAGUUACGACGGCACACAAAUCAACUUCACUCAUCUGGUGCCUUACGGCGACACCUCUGACAUCAUAGAAAACGGGGAGUGGGAGUUGCUGAGUAUGUCUGUGUACAGAGAACUGAACUACUAUUCCUGCUGUAGUAACCCCUAUCCUAACGUUCGCUAUGUCAUGCGACUUCGCCGCAAAGCCGACUACUAUAUCUUCACAUACGUGCUUCCCUGCCUGUCAUGCCUGGUCAUUGUGCUGGGAGGAUUCUUCCUGCCUACGAACGCCGCCGUGCGGAUUCAGUUGGAAGUGACUUCACUGCUCGCACUCACAGUGUACCUGCUGAUGAUACAAGAGAACAUGCCACCUUCUUCUGGGGAUGUGUCGAUUCUAGGAGAGUUUUACACAGGGUCCAUAAUCAUAGUGGGGAUGGCAACUCUCGCGACAGUCUGCGUGAUCAGAAUCCACGAGAGUGACGAGGAAGUUCCAAAUUGGCUGAAAAGACUCCUGGAGUCCCCCUUGCUGACCAGUGUGGUAGUGCAGGGGCAAAAGGAACAGGCUACGCCUACAAAAGUGCCGCCUACGUGUGAGAACACCCUCAAGUCUGCGAGCGAAGACAGUGUGAUGAACGCUCACACAAAUGGUCACGUGAUCUCUGGCGAAGGUCUCGCGUUGCGCUGCGAGAACGGCUCCGCGAAGGGAGACUGUCAAAAUGGCGACUGCCAAACCCCGGACGACCCGGAUCGAGAUAUCCCCGACACUUGUAGCACUGCCACGCCCGAGCCCGACGACAACGCCGCGAACAAAGCACGACAGACCGACGACAAACUGGCGAAUGUGUUGUCGUUGCUGGAGGCACAUCUAGAGGCCAAGAAGACCAAUCGAGUCAGGAAAAAGCUGUGGCAUAAGACUGCGAUUUGGAUGAACCGGAUCCUGUGGCUGUGCCUCCUCGUGUCCAGUAUCUCUUCAUCCAUCGCCAUCUUUUAUCCGGCCGUUAAACAGUACAACCGCUGAUAUCUAUGGAAACGAGUCGAAAAUAAACCCUUUCAUGGAGCGAAUUGCGCAUUCGAAGGUCAAAACUGAAAGCGCCUGAGACAUAUUCAUGACACGCCUUUACAUUAUUAUGCCAACGAAAGAAAAGAGCCAGAUCUAGAGCAUGGUCGAGACAUUGGGUCUUUACCUUAGACCUAUGCAUGAGCGGUUGUUUCUCUGAAAUGGCUCAUUUACUCUAUAUCAUUGCCUUGUGCUAAAUGUUAUCUUUGCAAAAUGUACAGUUAUGGGAUCUAUGUAAAGAUAUUUUAGCAUGCAUAUUACAUGUCAUUAGACGUCUGGACGUAGUGACAUUUGUAUUUCUAUUACCUAGAACUAUUUGCACAUUCGACAGCAGAAUGUUUGCCUACUCUUGAAACUGUUUUCAGCCAAGUGAAAAACUAAUCAGCCCUGUUUAGUUUUGUAAUAGCACAAGACUAAUUGUUGAAUUUUCAGGGUUUUUUUUACAUAUCAAAAAAUGGAUAUGGUCUGACAGGGGAUGAAGAUUCUAAUCUAUACUGUCGUGCAAUAAUCUUGGAUGAUGCAAUUAACCUUCGGCAAGGGAAGAAAAUAGGCAAAUCGGAAGAACUGACCAUACUUAAUAAUAUAUCAUGUUGUCAUGAAAUAUGUACCAAUGGAAUACAUUAUAUACAGGAAUUCAUGGUAUUGAGGUGAUGAAAACGUACUAUUUAGAGGUAAAUUUUGAGAUAUGUACCUUGCUUGUCACUGUUGGGAAAAAACGAAGUUACCGAAAAAAUACUAGUAAUUUCACUGACAGGAGAUGUAAAGAAUGUCAAUUCAUCUCCUACAAUUAAGCAAAAUGUUCAUUAAAUCAUUGCUAGCUCCUGUCAAUGUGGCGCUCACAAGUAUCACGAGACAAAAGGGUUGCUAAAAGGAAACUUGAAAUGCAAAAUGUACCCACUGUACCAUACAUUAGAUAAUAUUGCACACCUGUUUGCACACCAUGUAUUGUAUGACUUGUAUGUACGUGGGGUUUUCUGCGCAUGUACCCUCGCGAUGCAUCGUGAUCUAGGUCAAAGGUUAAGGUCAAUAAAAUAUAGCGUAUUUAGACAUUUUGCAACGCGUUUACGGGAAAGAAUCGUUUUCAGUGAUUUAUGUUCUGUAAGACAGCAAAACAUUGUCAAAAUGUCAGGACAGGUGGGUAUCCUAGAUAACCUUGAACUUUGACCUGAACAACAAUGCAGCACGAUUUUACAUGCUUCCUCUGAACUGUGAUAUGGCUUAUCACUAUAGUACAGUGACCUUGGUCAUCACGAACGCUUUGCCUUCGUAGAUUUAGUCUGAAUGAGGACGUUCUAACCACAGGAUUUAAAUAAGGACAUUCUUAUCACAAGAAAGAGCAACAAUUAUGAAGGACAACAAGUCUCUGAGUAUGUAUAUACACGUCACAUAAUAUUGUGCUGUGUUCUAACGAAUCCGAAUGGUUGAAAGAUAAGUACAAAUCUACGUGAUGUAUGUAAGACUUAUAGCAUUACGCAAGUGCUUCUCAUAAUAAGGUUCGGUGUUUCAAUAUCAAUGCAUACUUAACGCCAGUGAAAGUGCUAUAAUUGAAUUUACUUGGCAUGUAAUGAUGUCAUGGCAUGUGUAUGCUAAGGUACCCAAUGAAUGAAGGUAAAAAUAAGAUAAGAAAGGUAAAUCUAACUUUUCUAACUAAUUUCAAUCAACUAUUUCAGCAGGCCUGAUCAGUCGUUCUCUUUACCUUCCGCAAACGCAAAUGGCCGAGGUACGUAAUUCUAUAUUGUUUACUCAAACUAUGCUAAAAAGGGAGAAUGCAUUAAUUGAUGUACAUUAUGCAAUUUUUUUCUAAAUUUCCAUUUGAAAAUCGAUAAUUUUGAAUUGAGGCUAUAAUUUAUGUACUUUAGCCAGAAGACGAAUGCUUGAGCACUUGAUUUGUUUUGAACCACAUAAAGAAAUCUGAUCCAUCUCCAGCCUCGAUUUCAUGAAAUCUCACGCACGUUUACGCCGGUAAAAUCCGCUCUCGCGAGAGCAUGUUUUGAAAUGGCACUUGUAUCUAGAAAUGGUAAAAAGUGAGUUCUUACUUAUCCGUACAAUUUUGUAUUUUGAAAGUCGUCAGUUAAGGCUUUGAUAUGAAAACGUAUAAUGAUGGUAUAUGUUAUAAACAAGAUAGGUAAGAUAAAACUAUAUACAACAUUCACUGAUGUCGAAUUUCUAAAAUGUUUUCAAAUUAUUUAACCCUAUUCAGACAGGCUUGUGAGGCCUGCGCCAAAUUCUAUGCCGCCGUAUAAUGUAUGAACGGCUCACGCUAGAGCCAAAAGUUAAGUGACUUUUCGUAAACUUUGAUUAGCGACAAUUUCACAAAGUUUCGAAAAUUUUCCAUUUUUUGCUUUGCCAUGGCAACUAUUGUUCACUGGCAUUUUUUUUAAUGAAAAUCGAUAAUUUCCUUUCUAACAAUAUAUCUUCUUACGUUUAUUUGCUUGAUUACAGCUAUAGUUUUUAAAUACAUAAAAUAUAAUUUAUGUCAUAAUAUCGUAAAAUAUCUUAAAAUGUUUGAAUAUUGUCUACAUCAUUCUCUGAAAAGUCUUACUGGUCCCUGGUUGAUCGGAAUCGAUCGGUCUGAAUAGGGUUAAAUCAUAUUUGUAUAUGUCACCGAAUACCACAAUGAGUCAUCGAUCUUGUGGUAGGUAUAACAAAGGUGUUAUUGGCAAUUAAAAAAUAUGCUAUAUACAAAUCAACACAUGUUACACUUAAAGGACACUGCAUGUAAGUGAGUGUGGUGGUUGCAAUCUUGCACGAUCUUGCAGUUGUUCGAAUGAACACAAAUUGAGUACCUGUGUAUAUUUUGAAGUUAAACUGUGAAUAUUAAAUAUCUAUUUACCGAU
This is a messenger RNA of Branchiostoma floridae (Florida lancelet), 4929 nucleotides long. RefSeq names its product neuronal acetylcholine receptor subunit alpha-10-like. The record is from RefSeq and is a predicted model, not a curated record. Gene Ontology annotation, cellular component: postsynaptic membrane; neuron projection; synapse. Gene Ontology annotation, biological process: chemical synaptic transmission; monoatomic ion transmembrane transport; signal transduction. The transcript has 8 exons. Lineage: Eukaryota; Metazoa; Chordata; Leptocardii; Amphioxiformes; Branchiostomatidae. Bases 479 to 2053 code for a protein of 524 amino acids. Gene Ontology annotation, molecular function: transmembrane signaling receptor activity; acetylcholine-gated monoatomic cation-selective channel activity.